AUGGAAGACGGGGACGGGAUUUUCGGAUUGCUGGACGAGAUGGAGGGGAUAGAGGAAGAUUGGGCGGUCGGGUGUGAAGGUGGGGGAGAAAUUCUCGACAUGGACCAAUUCCCGGACUGGGACUUUCCUUCAGACCGAAGCAAUGUUUCAUCUUUCACUAUCCCCUUAUUGACUCCUUCAUCGUCCCCUGCUGCUUCGGGGAUCUCAGUGCUUGCCUGCAUCGAGAACACUAUUACCUCUCUAACCACGACGCUCACACAAACCCCAUCCGCCUCCUCUGUGGGCAUCUCGCUCCAUUCCCGCCGCCCACAAACCACCUACUUCUCCCCGCACACCUCCUCAAUCCUCCCGCUCCCGCACACCCACCCCUCGCAUUUCACCAACACAACUUUCCCCCGAAACCCCCGACAAUUCACCUGCAUCCUGACACUCCUUUCCAUCUUGCAUGCUCACCAUUCCCCCACCUCAACACCCCCACCACCCCCGCUAACAAAGCGCCAAAUAUACUACCACAAUCCAACCCUCUUCCGCACCCAACGCAAUGUGGACCACCUCCUCGACUCCCUCGCAGCGACAUUCCGCCUAACCAGGCAGGAUCUGGGCAUCUGCGCUGCGGGGAGGGGACUUGUGUACGGAGAAGUAUAUAUCGAAGGUGCCUACUUUGGCGGGGAGGGCGGCGGGCUCAUACCGCCUUCAUUCGCGCCCGAGAGCGUAAUACUGGCUGCCGACGUGGGAAGCGUACUACUCGUCGAGAAAGAGACCAUCUUCCGAGCACUGAGUUCCCUCCGCUCGGGGAUUGUGCAAGAGGGUUUGGUCAUGCUCUGCGGGAAGGGAUAUCCGGAUUUAAGCACCCGCAGACUCUUGUUCCUGCUCCGGGAGAAGAAAGGUGUAGAAAGGGCGGCCACUUUGGUAGACUUCGACCCGGGCGGGGUGGAGAUCGCUGCGACAUACAAGUUCGGCAGCACAUUGCUGGCGCACGAACGUGUAGCGGUGCGCGGGGUUGAGGUCAUUGGCGUUCUAUCGCAGGAUCUAGUUUCUCUAAUCACUUCCGCUAACGCCUCCGCCGCUGGCGGUGAUGGUGGGGCGGCUGUAACUGCUCUCACCCCUAGAGACCGCAAAAAGGCCCUGGCGUUAUUAGCCAGACCCUGGAUGCUCACAACACCAUCCUGGAAAGUGGAAAUUCAAAGAAUGCUGUUCUGGGGCAUCAAGUGCGAGGUGGAAGCCUUCUACUCGGGCGCUUGCUUCGCACGGUGGGUUUUGAGAAGGGUUGGUAAAGCCGUUGCUUGAUCAUUUCCGAUAGAUCGAUAUAUAUUAUGAAAGUGUGUGGAUAACAAUCCUACACCACAAUUAUGAAGAAGAAAGUGU
Messenger RNA from Tuber aestivum (summer truffle), 1365 nucleotides. The record is from the annotation of a GenBank genome assembly. NCBI's taxonomy places the organism in Eukaryota, Fungi, Ascomycota, Pezizomycetes, Pezizales, Tuberaceae.